Ruditapes philippinarum (Manila clam) is the source of this 4268-nucleotide messenger RNA. RefSeq lists its product as uncharacterized. Bases 127 to 1380 code for a protein of 417 amino acids. The transcript is spliced from 2 exons. The record is from RefSeq and is a predicted model, not a curated record. NCBI's taxonomy places the organism in Eukaryota, Metazoa, Mollusca, Bivalvia, Venerida, Veneridae.
GUACAAGAAAUGUACCUGGCCUUAAAAUGCAUCAUCAGGCACACUUUAAAACAUAAUUUUACCAUACUGUAACACACAGGAAAACAAUUACGAGUACAAAAAGGAUAUACUAUUCACUAACAAAAUAUGAAUACUAUGUUUGGAAUACGUUUAACUGUGCCAUGGAUGAUUCUAUUGGUAAUUUCUGGGUUAUCUUGUAUCUUCAUGAUGCAGAUUCUAUAUGUCCAGAAAAUUUACACAUCAGUUACUGGAAACAAAUGUGAAAAGAAAGAUGAUUCGUCUAUUCAACAAUGUGCAAACUCCGCCUCGAAAAUACAUUCCUUUGCAGAAAAAGUACUCAACAAGGAUCGCCGCGUAUUACAGGCCGAAUCCUUUGAACAUAUAAGAGUUUCAAACGAAAACCAAUGCAAAGACAGAAAAUUCCUAGUUUACCGUUGUGACUCUUCGAUUGGUUGUGGCGGCUGGGCGGAUCGACAAAAAGGCAUUGUAUCAACAUUUCUAAUGGCGCUUCUGACGAAGCGGGUAUUUGUGAUCGAUAUGACCCGUCCGUGUAAACUAGAUCAGUUUAUGUUGCCUAACACGUACGACUGGUCAGUAUGUCAAUCAUAUAUCAAAUCUGUUCCAAACCGUUUAACAGGUACAUUUAAUCACAUUGAAGACUAUAAAUUUGCAACAGUCGUUAAUCACUUUGACUUUGAAAGAGUCUGGACCAAACGUGUAAUUUUCAUACGAUUUCAUACACAUGCUAUCGACGGAUUAAGACAACACGAUGAAGCUAAAUCAAGAUUUAAAUGGCUUUUGAACAUGACCAACGAAGACGUCAUACAUGUAGUACUUAAUACAUUAUUUCAACCAAGCGAUAAGAUUAUAAAUGAUGCAAUUGAAUUUCAUGAUAAUCGUAUAGGAGAGAAAAAAUUAAUGUGUUGUCACAUCCGCAAAGGCAGAAAUCCAAGCAUUCCCGAAGACAAUAACCUUCGGUUUGGACCACCAAAUGAAACUGUCAUAUUUGAUUUUUUGAAAAACUAUGACAGAAAAUCGGAUUAUUUGAUUUAUAUUGCUUCUGAUUCAGAGGAAGUGAAACAAAGCGCUAGAAAUCAUUUUUCAUCAUACAUCAACAUUAACCGAACUAUUGUUCAUGUAGACAGACUGGGUACAUUUAGAAACUUAAAAACAGAAGCGUGCAAUGGACUAUAUUCAGUUAUUUUGGAACAAUUGAUUCUUUCAUUAUGUGACGAACUCGUCUUGACACGGAGUGGAUUAGGUACAUUUGCCGCCUAUAUGAGAGGAAUUGCUGAAGGUCUUUUCUUAUAUCAUCCAACUGAGAAACGAAUUGUUACGACAAACCUUACAAAUAUACAAAAAGUUUUUCAUUUUCUAUAACACAACUUGUAUGCUGUGAAAAGGUAAAAUAGGCGUCGUAAGGUGAAAAGGCGAGAUUUUAGCAUUUUAUCAUUCGAGCGUCUUGUCAGGUUUGUACCGGGAUACGGUAUUUAAUGUGGUGCUCCAAUCCUUUUAUAUGCCCGAAAGAAUUUCGGGAAUAUUAUGUUAUACCCCCUGGCGUCCGUCCGCCCGUCCGUCCGUUAGCAAUUUAGUUUCCGGAGCAUAACUUAAGUUUCAUUUGGCCCAAAAUAUUCAAACUUCUUAGAAUGAUUGUCCAUAUUGGGUAGAAGACCCCUAUUGAUUUUGGGGUCACAAGGUCAAAGGUCACUAUGACCUUAAAACUGAAAACAGUUUCCAGAUUCCAUUCGGCCCACAGUGUUCAAACUUCAUAGGAUGAUUGUCCAUAUUGGGUAAAAGACCCCUAUUGAUUUUGGGGUCACAAGGUCAAAGCUCAAGGUCACAAUGACCUUAAAACUAAAAACAGUUUCUGGAGCAUAACUUAAGUUCCAUUUGGCCCACAGUGUUCAAACUUCAUAGGAUGAUUGUCCAUAUUGGAUAGAAGACCCCUUUUGAUUUUGGGGUCACAAGGUCAAAGGUAAAGGUCACUAUUACCUUAAAACUGGGAACAGUUUGCGGAACAUAACUUAAGUUCCAUUUGGCCCACAGUGUUCAAACUUCAUUGGAUGACUGUUCAUAUUGGGUAGAGGACCCCUAUUGAUUUUGGGGUCACAAGGUCAAAGGUAAAGGUCACUAUUACCUUAAAACUAAAAACAGUUUCUGGAGCAUAACUUAAGUUCCAUUUGGCCCACAGGAUACAAACUUCAUAGGAUGAGUGUCCAUAUUGGAUAGAAGACCCCUUUUGAUUUUGGGGUCACAAGGUCAAAGGUCAAGGUCACUAUUACUUUAGAACUGAAAAACAGUUUCCGGGGCAUAACUAAAGUUCCAUAUGGACCACAAUAUUGAAACUUCAAAGGAGGUUUGUUAUUUGAAGGAGGUAAUACUUCAUUCAAUUCCCAUGUCUUACAAAUGCUUCAUCUUUACUAAAAAAAAUCACUUUCGGGCAUAUAAUGCUCCGCCUAGCGGUGCUCUUGUUUAGUAUGAAUUGUGGAUGAAUCACGUGAUAGUAGUUAAUUCAUAAUUUACUUUUGCCAAGCAGCAUCAAUCGUUUCAAGGGAUUUAUCCAAUUGAAAUAUCUUUAUUCACAAACGUGUAGUAUGUUCGCCGAAUUGCAAAAUAAAUAUUUGUUCGGCAAAAGCUUACACCCCCAUUAAAACAAUAGAGAAACACAAAAUCCCAAAGGCGUGUUUUUUAUCUAACAUUUCAAUCUUCACAUAAAAUAUAUAAUUCUUUAUAAAAAAUGAGAAUAAAUUUCAACAUGACAGAGGAAUAAAACAGUUCUGCGUUUAGUAUGCAGCUCUCAAUGUUUUUUUUCAGUGAUCGUUACUUUUCAAUAUUCAAAGAUGACAAUAAAGAAAAUCCGAGCAACUGCAGGCCUAUAUCUAUUCUACCUGCAAUUUCAAAAAUAUUGGAAAGACACUUUGCAAAUCAAUGAAUAUUUUUUCUUUAAGAAAACAAAUAUCAUUCAUAAAACUUAAUCAGGGUUUAAAUAGUACCAUUCAUGUCACACUGCACUAAUUCGGCUAUUAGAAGCAUGUUGGAGCUGUAUCUUUAGAUCUAAGAAAAGCUUUUGAUCUUGUUAACCAUCAAAUUCUAUUGCAUAAGUUAAAAUUUUAUCAUUUUUCAGAUAAGUGGCAGCUGUAAAAAGUUGCCCCGUACUUCACUUCAAUGUUAUAUUCUUCUGGUCCUUCAGGGUCAUUGAUACCAGGACUAUUAAGUGUUGAGAAUUGAGUACCGCUCAAGCCGGUGCCAGGGGGCGUGAGGGAUAUCGCACUUAUUUAUUAUCCCUCAUAUACAAUUUCAAUCAAACCGAGUCUUCAAUUUUCAUGUAAUUUUGUUGUGAUUUAUGCUUCCGAUGGAUUAUUUUGUUUUAAGAUUUUUUGAAACUUCUGGCGUUCCUCAGGGAUCUAUUCCGGCCCCCUUUUAUUCUUAUUAUAUACAUGAAUGAUAUACAUUUUGUAUUACUUUAGCUAUUACAUAUUGUAAUAUAGAUCUUUAUGCUGACGAUUCUACCAUAUAUGUAUCUGAUCAUGAUUUGAAUGUAGCAGAAAGUAAAUUUCAACAAAAUUUGAAUGCUAUAGAUCGAUGGUGCAAUUUAACCAGUAUGUAAAUCCAUCCAAAUAAAACAAAAAGCAUAAUAUUAUGUACGAAACAAGAAGUAAUUUUUGUAAUGAACUUACUAUAUGUAUUGCAGAACAAAAAUGUUAAAUGUAAAAAUACAUAGAGGAUAUUUGUUUGUUUUGCAUGUAAGAUUGAAAUAUAAUUUCACUGAGUGAACACCGGAUGCAAUAUUUUCACGAGUGGCGUAGCCACGAGUGAAAAUAUAAUAGCUGGUGUUCACGAAUGAAAUAUAUUUCAAUCUUAUAUGUAAAACAAAUAAAUUUUCUUUUUAUUUCAUGCGUUUUAAGUGAUUUUAAGUAAUUUUUACUGAUUUUGCCGCGUAACGUCGCGCAUUCUUCUUUGUGACGUCAUCACAUCAUGACGUCACAUCAACAAUUUUGAAAUAUAGUUCUGUUAAAUUUCUCUAAUUUUGUUACAUUUUUAACAUCAUGUAUGGUGACAUCGACUUUCUUUUUCUAAAGAAGCAAAAUUUACAAAUGAUGGCAUUUAUUUCUGCCUGUUAUUCCAUUCAGUUAUGAUUUUCUUUUCAUCCGCAUUCAGAUAAAGUCCGGCUACAGUGAAAAUUAUAUUUUAUAAAUUUCACUAGUGGUUUAUCAGAAUAUAAUCAUCUGAUAUAUUACAAUAAAACACUGGAAAGCAUGAAAUACAAA